CUCUUCUACUCACACACACACACUACAAUCAAUUAAGCCCUCACAACAAAGGCUAAAUGGGUUACUCACUCAGCCUCUCACUCUGCUCCAUCCUCAUCUUUGCCUCUUUUCUCACCUUAGCAAAUGCAGCAAACUUUGAGAUCGUCAACAAUUGUCCCUACACUGUCUGGGCCGCUGCUAGUCCAGGCGGAGGUGUGCGCCUGGACCGAGGCCAGACAUGGAACCUUUGGGUGGCACCCGGCACUACCAUGGCCCGCAUUUGGGGUCGCACCGGAUGCAACUUUGAUGGCAAUGGUCAAGGCCAUUGCCAGACUGGAGAUUGCACCGGUGGACUCCAAUGCCAAGGCUGGGGUGUCCCACCCAACACCUUGGCCGAAUUCGCAUUGAACCAAUAUGCUAACCAAGAUUUCUAUGACAUCUCAGUUAUAGAUGGAUUCAACAUUCCCAUGGACUUCUACCCUCUAAAUGGUGGGUGUCACAAGAUCAGCUGCACGGCCGACAUUAUCGGACAGUGUCCUAACGAGUUGCGAGUACAAGGAGGGUGUAACAACGCUUGCCCGGUGUUCCACAGCAAUGAGUAUUGCUGCACCGAUCCGCAAGCUAGCUGUGGACCCACAUAUUACUCGAGAUUCUUCAAAGAUAGGUGCCCUGAUGCUUAUAGCUACCCUAAAGAUGAUCCAACCAGCCUUUUCACUUGCCCUGCAGGUUCUAACUACAGGGUUGUGUUCUGUCCUUUGGGGUCAUCUAAAUUUCCUCUUUUGAUGCCUGGAACUAGGAGCAUUCAGUAGAGAAUGUGAGAACAGAUGCUGCCGUGGCCUAUUAUUGACUUAGAAUAAAAGAUGAAGUUUCUUUGUUGAAAACUUCAUUCUGUGAUGAUAAUAAGCUCUUAAUAUGUUAGUUGUGUUUGUUUUUCUUGGUGUGUAAUAGAGUACCUAUGUUGAGCUAA
Messenger RNA from Arachis stenosperma, 946 nucleotides. RefSeq names its product thaumatin-like protein 1. The record is from RefSeq and is a predicted model, not a curated record. Gene Ontology annotation, biological process: defense response. Gene Ontology annotation, cellular component: extracellular region. NCBI's taxonomy places the organism in Eukaryota, Viridiplantae, Streptophyta, Magnoliopsida, Fabales, Fabaceae. Bases 57 to 788 code for a protein of 243 amino acids. The transcript has a single exon.